Molecule: messenger RNA, 677 nt
Organism: Brassica oleracea var. oleracea
Lineage: Eukaryota; Viridiplantae; Streptophyta; Magnoliopsida; Brassicales; Brassicaceae
Product: 60S acidic ribosomal protein P1-3
Exons: 4
Coding region: 126-467 (113 amino acids)
Biological process (GO): translational elongation; cytoplasmic translation
Cellular component (GO): cytosolic large ribosomal subunit; ribosome
Molecular function (GO): structural constituent of ribosome; ribonucleoprotein complex binding; protein kinase activator activity
Source: RefSeq, a predicted model, not a curated record
CAUACCUGGGGUACAAGCUUUAUAAUAAUCUCAGCGUCUCCCCAACUUGACUUCAAACCCUAGCGAACUUCACUUGAGCCGCUCUCCGAAAGCAUUUUCGAUCCCAGUCUAAGAAAGAAAAAUCAAUGUCGACGGUCGGAGAGCUUGCUUGCAGCUACGCUGUUAUGAUCCUCGAGGACGAGGGUAUUUCUAUCACGGCCGACAAGAUCGCUACGUUGAUCAAAUCCGCUGGUGUUAGUUGCGAGUCAUACUGGCCAAUGCUAUUCGCCAAAAUGGCGGAGAAGCGUAACGUUACUGACCUCAUCAUGAACGUUGGUGCUGGUGGCGGAGGUGGUGCCCCAGUUUCAGCUGCUGCCCCAGCUGCCGGUGGUGGUGCUGCAGCUGCUGCACCUGCCGCUGAGGAGAAGAAGAAGGAAGAAGUGGCAGAAGAGAGUGAUGGUGAUCUGGGUUUCGGCUUGUUCGACUAAGCAAGAAGCAAUUGCUUUUGUUUUUUUUCUUGUUAUCAGUUGGUUGUUUACUUUUAUCGAAUUGAGACGCCAUGUUUUGUUUAGUUGCUACUUCGUUUCCUCAAGUUUUGGUUGUUUUCUUGAAUCACCCUGUUUGUGUAUCUCAAGUCUACCGAGCAAAACCAUCUGGGAGUUUGACAUUUUCUUUAUAUUUCCUUCUUUGACAACUAA